AUGCUUAUCAAGAAACUAAAAGAAUCGAAGCUAGAUGAGACAUCUGAAUUAACAAACUAGACAAUGAAUUUCAAAUCCAUUGUCUCUAAAGUUGAGAGUAUGAUGAAAAAAAUUUGGGAAGAUUUAACAAAAUCGAUUAACGAAAUUUAUGAUAUAAUUGAGCAUGAAAAUAAAUCAUACAUUAAUCUUAUUAAUGAUAAUAUCAAUCUAGCAGAAUCCUCUUAUACAGACUUAGAAAAAUUAGUAUAAAUUAUUGAAGGAAACUCAUUAAAUUAAUGUAACACUUAGAAAAUUUCUAUUUGGUAAACUUAGAAAGGGCAAAGAAUUGGUUGA
This is a messenger RNA of Paramecium sonneborni, 333 nucleotides long. The record is from the annotation of a GenBank genome assembly. NCBI's taxonomy places the organism in Eukaryota, Ciliophora, Oligohymenophorea, Peniculida, Parameciidae.